Messenger RNA from Malaclemys terrapin pileata, 7132 nucleotides. It is a transcript of the gene HSD11B1L, whose product is annotated as hydroxysteroid 11-beta dehydrogenase 1 like. Bases 3972 to 4694 code for a protein of 240 amino acids. The record is from RefSeq and is a predicted model, not a curated record. The transcript is spliced from 7 exons. NCBI's taxonomy places the organism in Eukaryota, Metazoa, Chordata, Testudines, Emydidae. Gene Ontology annotation, cellular component: intracellular membrane-bounded organelle. Gene Ontology annotation, molecular function: oxidoreductase activity.
GAUGAUCCCACCUGGGAAAGCGCUUUGUACUGCUGGGAUUAUAGUUGGGCUCCUGGCUUUCUUCUGGAGAGACACCUUUAACCCAGAGAAGAGCCGGGAAUGGGCGACAGAGGAUGGAUCGCUUGAUGAUUCCCUGUUCUGAUCAUUCCCUCUGGGGCACCUGGCAUUGGCUACUCUCAGAAGACAGGACACUGGGCUAGAUGGACCUUUGGCCUGACCCAGUAGGGCCAUUCUUAUGCCUGUGAAAGAAGCUGGGAUCAAGAAAGAGUCAACCUAGGUGUAUUUAUUAGUGGCCAUUGCUAUAUGCUAGGUAGAGGACAGGCAGUGUGGUCUAGUGGGUACUACACUGGACUGUAACUCAGGAGACCUGGGUUCUAUUCCCUUCUCUGCCACUGACCAGCUGUGUGACCUUGGGUAUGUCACUUUUCUUGUUUUGCUCUGUUCUCCCUCUUCCCAUUUUUUGUCUCUUUAGAUCAUAAUCUCUCUCAGUGCUUCAUUUCUCUAUCUGUAAACUGGGCAAGCCCUUUCGUUUUCAGUUUAAACCCGUUUUUACUGACAAAAUCCCAGGUUUUACAAAAAGUAUUAUUCCUUUUUUUCCGAUUUUCACCCUACUCUUGUAUUAUUCAAAUAUAUAAAAAUAACUGGUUUGAUUAGGGAAAUACAAUACACUGCAUGAGAUCUAUGUAUUAUGAUAAUACAUUAGUCUCUGUGUAUAUGCAAAGCUGCCUGUUGAAAUAAGACUAUGCAUUAGUCUAGAAGAUACACGCAAUAAACAAACAGGCCUGCACACAAUCUCUGAAGUGUGUGCGCAUCUGAAGGUACUGAUGAAUGUCACGCCCGCCACGUACACAUCUCCAGCUGUUAGCAGAUAACGGUUUAAAGAUUUGACACACUGAAAUGGGAAGAAAAUGAAAAUCUGUCACAGAAAACGUUUCAGAACACAAGGAAGUAUUCAAAAGUUUAAAAAAAAACAAAAACAGGGGAAAAGGAUGAAGUUGACUGUAUGUGCUGCAAAUGGUGUAUCCCAGUUAUUAAAUGUAAAUAUUUAUAGGCUAAUAGUUCUAAGUCUACAACAGUAAAACUGUUUAUUCAAAUGAACAGUUUUAUUUGGGGAUUAGAGAUCUACUGUUUUCGUAAACUCAGAGAGGUGUUUUGAGUUGUUUUAGUUCUGCAGCAAACCACAUUGAAUUCCAUUCAUCAAAGCAUUAAUCUACUGACUACUUUUUCCUCUGUCUUUCUGUCCACCAAAAUAAACCCUGAUAUUUACCCAGAAACAAUUAUUAAUAGUUUUUUCCACCAAUUUUCACCCGUUUUUGUUGAUGUAGAAAUAAACACAGAUCAAUUCCUGAGAAAAUAAAUAAAAUCAAAACUGAAAACAAAGGGCCCUAAAAAUAGGUGAUAACAGUGCUUGCUGUUUAUUUAGACUGUGAGCUCUUUGGGGCAGGGACUGUCCUCAAUAUGUGUACGUACAGCGCCUAGCACAGACUAACUCUGAUCUCAGUCGCUGUCGUACAGAUAAUAAGGAAAGAGGUACCACUGGUUGCCAGCAGGAGUGACCAGCUCCCAUCAGGUGCAUCCCCGGGUAGGGGAACAGAUAGGGGAACGUACUGCAGAUAUGCGGGACAGCUGCAAAUGCUCAGUGAGUGGUCACAGACCAACUGGUGACAUCUUUGCACAGGUGGGGUAGCGUAGCUGGUGGCACAGCUAUCUCUGUACAAUGCUACUUGGGCCCAAUGAUGAGGAUGUCCAGGUGAAUAAAGACCACUUUAAUAUAAGUCUUACUGGGGCAGAUGGGACUCUUCAGCCGUGUGAGGGAGCUCAGCUAAGAGAAGGGAAACGCCGAUUUCAAACCCAAGGCAUCAGGCAUGGAUAGCCAGGGACGGGUGUAAAGCCUGUGAAGACAUGCUCAUGGGAACUGAUAUCCAUGUUCAGUGUACCCCAGAGGGCUAAGGUGUUCCCUGCGAGCAGCACACAACAGCCUUCCUUGCGUGUUGUAACAGGGCAAGGAGCAAGUGAGUAAGCUGAGAUCUGCACGUUGGAAAGUAGGAACGCUGACUGGGCGAAGUUUGGAGCUAUGUCUGGUCUUAAAGGGGAGAAGAAUAAAUGUGACGUGUGCAAGAGACCAACUGGAAGGGUUGCAAAGCCAAGAUGCUGGCAGAGGGUUACAAAAUCCUCAGGGAGUUCAACAUCCUAAAACGGUAUUGGAGUUGUUCUGGAUGAAACCAUGCAGAAGCAUGUGUUAGAGGUUACCCGAAUGUCAGACGGACUGAUAUGCGUCAGACUGUUCUGGGAAGAGGUAACAAGCCAUAUAAUACGGGGGUAUUUACUAAAGUUAGGAGAGGAUCAAAGAGUAAAAGAGGAGUUUUUCAAUGAGUUGUUGUCCUUUAUUGGAAACGUACCAUCCAACGAGAAGAUAAUUAUCAGAGCAGAUCUAAAUGCGCAUGUUGGAACUGGAAAAACUGGAUAUGAAACUCCAUGGAGGGCAAAGAACUGGAAACAGAAACUCCAAGAGAGCACAAUCCUACAGACUUGUCUUGCGCUGGGCGUAGUGAUCGUAAACACACAUUUACAGAAGAGGGAAAGCCACCUUGUAACUUAUGCUGGUGGAGGAUACAAGUCCCAAAUGGAUUUCCUUUUAAUGAGAAGAAGCAACAGAUCAUGAAUAAUCAAUUGGAAGGUAAUACCCAGCAAAUGCAUUGUGAGACGGCACAGACUUCCCCUUAUGGACAUCAGAAUGCGGAGACUUUGGAAAUACCUGAACGCCUGGGCUCCAAAAAGUCCUACGUGUUGGAAACUUAAAGAUGGUAGUGAAAAAUCCUUCAAACAAGGAGAAAGGCGUAGACUUACUCACACAGGGAUGUGUGGAGGACGCCUGGUUCAAACUAAAGUCGGCUCUGCUGGAAACGGCACAUGAAGUCCUAGGAGUGACGAAACCAGUGGCAGAUAGGAUAAGAAGAGAGACUUGGUGGUUCAAUCCUCAAGUUCAAGAAUCCAUUGAGGGGGGAAAAAUAAGAUCACCUUCAAAAAAGGGCAGGCCAAUAGCUUGAGCGGUGAUAAGAUGGCAUCUUUUGAGGCAAAAAAGGAGGCUAACAGAAGUGUUUUGCAGCAGCUAAAUGUAUGGUCUGUGACAAACUAUGUAACUGACUAGGAGGACAUGAGGGAGGGAAGACCAUCUGUAGACUCACCAAGGCAAGAGAGAAGAUGAUGAGGGAUGUGAACAAGUUUGCUUACAUUAGAAAUGAAUAUGGCAUAUUGCUAAUGAAUGGGGAAUCAAUCAACAAAGUUUGGAGUGAUUAUUUUGCAAGAGUGAUGAAUGAGGAAUUAAGGACAUGUAAGCCGAACUUGGAUGUGAUAAAUUACAUAGAAUCAUAGAAUUGUAGGACUGGAAGGGACCUCGAGAGGUCUUCUAGUCCAGUCCCCUGCACUCAGGGCAGGACUAGAAGGCAUAAAUGAAGAAGUUGAAGAGGCACUUAGGAAAAUUAAAUAGGAGAAAGCAUCUGGCCCAAAUGAAGCAUCAGUGGAUGCGGUGAAGUCCUUGAGAAGCAAAGGCAUCAAGUUUUUUACAAGUUUGUUCCAUGAUAUUCUUAAGAAAGAGAAAAUGCCAGAUGAGUGGCAUAAAAGCUUGGAUGUGCCUACUUUUAAACACAAAGGAGCUAUUACACGUUGUGUUAAUGAUCUCCCAAUUAAGCUGAUGUCACAAGCUAUGGAAGUAGUGCGGGAGAAGAUUAUUGAAAAGUGUCUGUGUGGGAUGGUUGAUAUCUGGAAUGGUCUCUUGCCAUAUUUUCUAUCUUUUCUACGCAGUGGGAUAGUUUCCAAUCUUGAGCGCUCCCUGCAUCAGUAAUUGUAAUUCCUCUCAUUCUUCUUUCACUAACACUUUCUUCUUGUGCUCUCUCCCCCUCCCCACCCCUUAAGACAGCAUCUCUGGUGCCCGAGUUCUCCUGACCGGAGCCAGCACUGGGAUCGGAGAGCAGAUGGCAUAUCAUUACUCCAGGUUUGGUGCUGAAAUAGUUCUGACUGCCAGGAGGGAAACCCUGCUGCAGAAAGUGACGGAGAAAUGCCUGCAGCUGGGAGCAAAGAAAGUCUUUUACAUCCAGGCCGAUAUGUCUUCCCCUCAAGCCCCAGAAAAGGUGGUGCAGUUUGCUUUGCAAAACCUGGGGGGACUGGAUCACCUGGUGCUGAACCACAUUGGCGGGACCCCUUUCCAGAUGUGGGAUGGAGACGUGGAACACACCCGCUGGCUCAUGCAGGUGAAUUUCCUGAGUUACGUGGCCUUGGCAUCUGCAGCUCUUCCCAUCUUGGCUGAGAGUAAAGGAUCUCUGAUUGUGGUUUCUUCCCUCACAGGGAAAAUCUCAACUCCCUUCGCAACCUCUUACUCCGCCACCAAGUUCGCUCUGGACGGAUUCUUUAGCUCCCUGCGCCAUGAGCUCGCCAUGCAGAAGCAAGAUGUGUGCAUCACCCUCUGCAUCUUGGGGCUGAUCGACACCGAAAUGGCUUUGGAGAAGACGAGGGGCAAGGUGUACAUGAGCGCCUAUUCCGCUGCUGAAGCCGCGCUGACCAUCAUCAAAGGCGGAGCCACCAGGGCACAGGAGGUGUUCUACCCCUGGUGGCUGGAGCUGCUGUGCCACCUGCGGGAUUGGUUCCCCAACCAGAGGGAUGUCGUUAUACAGAGCUUCUAUAACUACACCAGCGCCUGAGGGAUGCAGAGCUGCCAUUCCCUUCGCCCUGCAGAUACAGGCGCAAGGCCCUCGCCUCCUGCUGAGGUCAAGCUCAGCCAUUGGCUUCAGUGCGAGCAGCGUUUGGAUCUGGAACAAAAAAUGUCAGGAAAUCAUUGGCUAAGGGUCCAGUAGCAACCUUAUCUCUCACCCCUCCUCUGUCCCCAUCAACCUUAACUUUGACCCGUCCUCUGUCCCCAUCAACCUUAGCUCUGACCCCUCCUUUGUCCCCAUCAACCUUAGCUCUGAUCCCUCCUCCAUCCAUAUCAAUGUCUGACCCUUCCUUCCUCCCCAUCAACCAGUCUCUGACCCUUCUUCCAUCACCAUCGACCUUAGCUCUGAUCCCUCCUCUGUCACCAUCAACCUUAACUCUGACCCCUCCUCUGUCCCCAUCAACCUUAGCUCUGAUCCCUCCUCUGUCCAUAUCAAUGUCUGACCCUUCCUUCCUCCCCAUCAACCAGUCUCUAACCCUUCUUCCAUCACCAUCAACCUUAGCUCUGAUCCCUUCUCUGUCCCCAUCAACCUUAACUCCGACCCCCCCUCCAUCCUUUUGAACAUCAGACUACUCCUCCCUUCCCAUCAACCUUAACUCUGACCCCUACUCUGUCCCCAUCAGCCAUAACACUUUACCCGUUCUGCUCCCUGUUUAUAUUCCAUGCAUGCUCCAAAGACCUUACACAGUCGUCUGACCGACGCUGCCUCAGCUUCUCAUACCCCUGCCCCUUGCCGCGUUGACUCCAGCUUCUGCGGCCUCACCCAUCCAUUCAUAUGGGCUGGAGUCUCCCCUUUGCCCCAGCCCACGAUGUCCCAGGGCUAGGGAUAAAGACUCCCCAUUUCUCCGAUGCAGGAUAGAAACCAUCCUCCCAGCUGUGUCACCCCCACCUCAAAGACAAUCCCCCCUCCUCCGUAGGAGACAGACCUUCCCAGUGGGGUAAAGCCUGGAGUCCCUCCCACCCCGUUCCAAGGGCUCAGGGCCCUGGGAUUGGCGAGCAGGGGGCUUGGACACCUUUCCGGAGGGACAUAUGUUCACCAUAAAAGAUGGACGAUGGCCCCUUCCUCAACCCCAGGCCAGCUCCAUUCAGCCUCUUCUCCCCUUCCCUUCUUGGCCAAUAAGACAUGGGUGCUAGCCCAGAAGUCCCCCUUGUGUGCGAGUCAGGGGGUUCCCCCAGCUAUCACUGAGCAAGGAGAAAGUGGGGUGCUCCGCUCGGGGAUGGGGGGAUUUGCUUGGAGGUCUCUCCCCUGCCUGGUUGGCCAGAGCAACAGGCAGAGACAAUGCUCCCAGCUCCUGCCGCCUGCUGGCUGGUAAUGAAAGGGAAUGCAGAAGAACCAGUAUGCGCCCAACAUGUGACCACAUCCUACCGGCCGGGUCCAGGGUUCAGCCAGCACGCCCUUCCCAGCUGUGCUCUAAGCUCCUUACCCAAACGCAGGUGGAGUCAACGGGAUCAGGACCCAGUGGCCUGAUUGUCACCAGCACCAGCCACCAUAGGCGCCAACUUGCCCCGGCACUGGUGGGAGCUUGCGCCCCCCUGCCCCCAGCCCCACCCUGACUCCACCCUUGCACCGUCCUGCCCCCAUUCCAACCCCUUCCCCAAAGUCCCCACCCCAACUUCACCCCCUCCCUGCCCCUAUUGGACCCCUUCCCCAAAUCCCCACCCGGGCCCCGCCUCUUCCCCCAGCGCGCUGCGUUCCCCCCCUCCCUCCCUCCCAGCCACGUGAAUCAGCUGUUUCGCGAUGUACGCGCUGGGAGCUAGGGAGAAAAAGCGGGCAUGUGGCGUGCUCAGGGGAGGAGGCGGAGCGGAGGUGAGCUGGGCGCGGGGCGGGGAGCUGCCGGUGGGUGCACCCACCAAUUUUUCCCUAUUGGGAAGGGGAGGAGUCGGCGCCUAUGCCAGCCACCCCCAGCUGCUAUGGAAUCCAGUGGAUUUUGUGGGUGCUCCGCCCUUCUGAAAAUCAGGCUAUAUUGAGACCUGUGCAAAGCUAAUUUGAAUGGGGCGAGGCAGCUUGGCCACCACAAGGUGGCGGCAGUUAGCAGUAAUUAGCAGCACUGAACCCAUGCUGUGGCCAAGGACAGUUCCGUGGCUCUCACCAGGGCCCGGGGCUGAAUACCAUUCAAGAAAACUCAAGGAAUUCACGUUGUGCUUCUAGUCUGGCAGUGAACUGGGCCGCAGAGGGGUCUAACCCUCAGACCAGUGCUGGGUCUGGUGUUUAGUAUCAGGGGGUAGCCGUGUUAGUCUGUAUCUACAAAAACAACAAGGAUAGCUAUGCAUCCGAAGAAGUGAGGUUUUUACUCACGAAAGCUUAUGCCCAAAUAAAUCUGUUAGUCUUUAAGGUGCCACCAGACUCCUUGUUGGUCUGGUGUUUGUAACUCAGGUAACUGACAAUGCACAAGUAACGGUCGUGCAAUAAACGAGUUGUUCCCAUGG